This is a messenger RNA of Rattus norvegicus (Norway rat), 5989 nucleotides long. RefSeq names its product YTH N6-methyladenosine RNA binding protein F2 (gene Ythdf2). The record is from RefSeq and is a predicted model, not a curated record. Gene Ontology annotation, molecular function: C5-methylcytidine-containing RNA reader activity; N6-methyladenosine-containing RNA reader activity; RNA binding. Gene Ontology annotation, biological process: mRNA catabolic process; regulation of cell adhesion; regulation of neurogenesis. Lineage: Eukaryota; Metazoa; Chordata; Mammalia; Rodentia; Muridae. Gene Ontology annotation, cellular component: cytoplasm; nucleus; cytoplasmic stress granule.
GAUAUGGUGGUGUGCCACCACACUUGGCAAAUUUUAUUUUGUUUUUAUUUGUGUAUGUGUGUGUAUGGAGACCAGAUUCUCUCCAGUCCCUGUGGAUUUUAGAGAGACUCUCAUGCAGGCAAGGCUGCCCCUGAAGGAUCCUGCCUCUCCCUCCUGAGGACGGUGUUAUAGGCAUGGCCCACCAUGGCUGGUUAGAUUUCUACUGUGCCUACAAGUUAGUCUACACUGAAUUUGCUGCUGUUAUUUUUGGCCUAGAUUUAGUGUCAUGAUCUUUUAAUCCCUAAUCCCUCUUUUCCCACAGUGCACUGGGACUUAGUAUACUUUUAACCUCUUACUGGCUAAUCAAAAUUUGUAGCAAAAGAAUGAGGUCCUUGCGGCUUUUCUGCUUAAAUUCUCCACCCACCCUGUCGUGAUGAGCCAGCCAUGGCAACCUCCUAUCAGCCCUGCUGCUGCCUGCCUCUUCCUCAUUUAGGGUCUUUGCACAUCGUGUCUCCUUGCUAGUUUCCUUCCUUGUCUGGCCAAUAACUCUUGGUCCUUCAAGUCUGCAUUAUAGCUCACUCCUCAGUGAGAACUUUCACGCUCUUCUCAAGAGGCCAUUUGCCUGUACUUCCUCAUUGCACUUUGCACAGCUAUAAUUGAGUCACUUUGAAUAACUAUUUGCAUGGUCUCAAUGUCCUUAACUAGUCUAUAAACGCCAAGGGAAAGUGAAUCGUAAGCCUUUCUCCCUAGCACGUUGCUGAGCGCUCAGUGGAUGCUGUUAAAACGCUCCAGUGGGGAGCCUGCACUAGAACCUAAACUCAGUUCCCGUGUCAUAGUCUCCAAGCCCUAAAAAUACUACCAACCACUCCAGCCUUCCCUUCCUGCUUCUCAGGGAUUAAACAUAUCGGUUUGGUAUGUUUAUUUAGGAGUCUGUGAAACCAAUCUGCUAAACAAACCCAGGGUUAGCAUUACUCUACCCACAAGGGGGUUUUAGCGUUUAACCCAGGAGCUCCUGCAGAAGAGGUGCUCUCACAGGAGGUAAUCAAGGUUCCCUGUACCCGAAGAAGCUGUCAGAAGCACUCCCACCCCCACACAAAAGGAACCUACAGCAUACCUGACAUUUUCAAAUGUUUUCAACUUAUUCAUUUACUUUUGCUUUCAAUUUUUUUUAACCUUUAUUUUUUUGGGACAAACUUGGUGGGCAGGAGGUAUUAUCUUCUUUCUUAAAGGAGGGAAUCUGGGACAGGUGUAAUAAUUUUCCUAGUGUUGUACCUGGACUCGGGAGACCAGUGUUUACACUCUCUCUUGCUCUCAGGGGAUGAUUUCCAGUCUAAUUCUCUUUUUGCAAAACCAUGCUGCCUCCAAGCGUAAGCUAUUGCUGAUACAGUUUAUAUACAAAUCUGGGCCGGGAGGUGACCCGCUACUUAUCGUUCAUAAAAAGCAUUAGGCUUCUCUCAUUCAAUUAGCGGGAUCUCCACUCUGAGAUGGGACAUUUUACUAAGAGUUCUUCAACUUUGGUGCCUGAUCGAGUUCACUUAAGCCGUAAAUGUGAGUAUCAGCAGAAAAGAAAUGCUUUUGCACUCUGAGCGACUUAUGAAGUAAAAUCCAAGAAUCUUGGCCUUUUCCUCCUGAGUCUGUCAAAUCAAAACCUUCUCUAUCUAGCGAGCAGAUGGUGUUAGGUUAACAAUAUCGCAUUGCUCAGGUGUCUGCUAUUUGCAAUAACAAAACCUACUAUUAAAUAUCCCUGUACAGUGAUGAUGAUGAUUAAGAGUGCAUUUAGGGGGCUGGAGAGAUGGUUCAGUGGUUAAGAGCACUGACUGCUCUUCCAGAGGUCCUGAGUCAAUUCCCAGCAACCACAUGGUGGCUCACAAUCAUCUGUAAUGAGAUCCGAUGCCCUCUUCUGGUGUGUCUGAAGACAGCUACAGUGUUCUCAUAUAAAUAAAAUAAAUGUUUUUUUUUUUUUUUUUAAAGUGCAUUUGGAUGGUGCAUGCCUUUGAUAACAGCAUUUCGGAGGCAAGGGCAGGCAGAAAUAUGAGUUCAAGGCUAGCCUGGUCUACCUAGUGAGUUCAAGGACACCUAGAGGCACCCUGUCUCAAAAAACUAACCAAAACCCCCUACAAACAAAAAGUCUUUGCUCAUCCUUUGGAUCUCUUCUGGAUCUUAGUUCACGAAUAGAUGAUUUCUUUUCGAGCUGUUGUACGGUGACAUUAUGUUCUUCUUCGGGUCAAAAGCAGGGAUCUAUUUAAUAGCUUGGUAACUUCCACAGCAUGCUUAAUCUCGAUCUCCCCAGCUCUAACACCGGUUGGUAGCCACUUUGAACUUGAGAGUCUCUAAGAUUAAUGUGUCAGAAAGCACUUAAUGGCAAAGCCCUGCACACAGCACGUCCUGGAAUAGUGUUCAUUUUCCUGUCCUCAGAUCAAGAAUAUUUCCUCUUAAGGUCUGACAGACUCCGUGGAAGUAUGUGCAACAUUGUGUGCACACGUGUGAGGUGUCUUUUUCUUGGAAAUAAAGUCCAGAGUUUACUAGAUUAUUUUGGGGUCACUGCUCUGCAAAGGGACUGUCUAUUUUUUUUUUCCCCUCAAAUGCCAAAGGAGUAAAUGUCUUGUGUACAGGGCAAUGGCGGCGGGCUUUUUAAUAUUUAGUGGAAGUGGUGCUCCUGGGUGCUUUUUUCAAGUCCCUGAGGAAGAAAGGUGACAAAAGUCCUAAGGAAGGGCGCUGGUGUCUUCUGGGCGGACCUCCGUGAAGUUUUCUCGGUGAGCUCUUAAGAUCUCUCUCCUGGUUCCUUUUCAAAUUGGGGGAGAGUUAGCAAAUGCAGUUAUGAAUUAGGGCUCAAGUCUCGCAAGUAGCAGAAGCCUCUGCAACAUUAAGAAACGCGCUUCUGCGUGUUUUCUUAAGACAAAGCAAUUUUCCUCUGCACGUUUCUUAAAAAACUCCAGUCGCGACCCCGGCCACUCAGGGCUCCUAGGCCCAAAGUAGUGGCGGUGGGGGCGGAGAGACCGCGCGCGCCGCUUCCGCUCCUCCAGCCCACCAGAGGGCGUCACGGGCACGAUUCUACCUUCCCGAGAUGCUCCGCGCCGGGCCCCUUCCGCGUGGGUUAGUGAAUGUGAGAGUCAGCGCUCGCGCCGCGCGCGCCGCCCGUCUCUGCCGCUCGGCUCCCACAUCCCGGCUGUGAGAGGCGGGCGCGCGCGCCAGAGCAUAGAGACGGGCGUUGAGCUGUCCGGCUAGAGCGUCGCUGAAUCGGAGCCGGAGCCCGAGCCGCGCGCUGUGUCUCCGCUGCGUCCGCCGAGGCUCCGAGUGUCAGGGACAAAAGCCGCCGCCGCGCCCUCUGCUCCUGCCGCCGGGGCUCAUCCGCCGCCGCCGCCGUGCUGACGAGGAGUCCGCCACCGACGUUACCAGUGAGGAUCCGAGAGCCAUGUCGGCCAGCAGCCUCUUGGAGCAGAGACCAAAAGGUCAAGGAAACAAAGUACAAAAUGGUUCUGUGCAUCAAAAGGAUGGUCUAAAUGAUGAUGAUUUCGAACCUUACUUGAGCCCACAGGCAAGGCCGAAUAAUGCAUAUACUGCCAUGUCAGACUCCUACUUACCCAGUUACUACAGCCCCUCUAUUGGCUUUUCCUAUUCUUUGGGUGAAGCUGCUUGGUCUACUGGAGGUGACACAGCCAUGCCCUAUCUAACUUCUUAUGGACAACUGAGCAACGGAGAGCCCCACUUUCUACCAGAUGCAAUGUUUGGGCAACCAGGAGCCCUAGGUAGCACUCCAUUUCUUGGUCAGCAUGGUUUUAAUUUUUUUCCCAGUGGGAUUGACUUCUCAGCAUGGGGAAAUAACAGUUCUCAGGGACAGUCUACUCAAAGCUCUGGAUAUAGUAGCAAUUAUGCUUAUGCACCCAGCUCCUUAGGUGGAGCCAUGAUUGAUGGACAGUCAGCUUUUGCCAAUGAGACCCUCAAUAAAGCUCCUGGCAUGAAUACUAUAGACCAAGGGAUGGCAGCACUGAAACUAGGUAGCACAGAAGUUGCGAGCAGUGUUCCCAAAGUUGUAGGCUCUGCUGUUGGUAGUGGGUCCAUCACUAGUAACAUUGUGGCUUCUAGCAGUUUGCCUCCAGCUACUAUUGCUCCUCCAAAACCAGCAUCUUGGGCUGAUAUUGCUAGCAAACCUGCAAAACAACAACCUAAGCUGAAGACCAAGAAUGGCAUUGCAGGAUCAAGUCUUCCACCGCCCCCAAUAAAGCAUAACAUGGAUAUUGGAACUUGGGAUAACAAGGGUCCUGUGGCAAAAGCCCCCUCACAGGCUUUGGUUCAAAAUAUAGGUCAGCCAACCCAGGGAUCUCCUCAGCCUGUAGGACAGCAGGCCAAUAAUAGCCCACCAGUGACUCAGACAUCAGUAGGGCAACAGACACAGCCAUUGCCUCCACCUCCACCACAGCCUGCUCAGCUCUCAGUCCAGCAGCAGGCAGCUCAGCCAACUCGCUGGGUAGCACCUCGGAACCGUGGCAGUGGGUUCGGUCAUAAUGGGGUGGAUGGUAAUGGAGUAGGACAGUCUCAGGCGGGUUCUGGAUCUACUCCUUCAGAGCCUCACCCAGUGUUGGAGAAACUUCGGUCCAUUAAUAACUAUAACCCUAAAGAUUUCGACUGGAAUCUGAAACACGGCCGGGUUUUCAUCAUUAAGAGCUACUCUGAGGACGAUAUCCACCGUUCCAUUAAGUAUAAUAUCUGGUGCAGCACAGAGCAUGGUAACAAGAGACUGGAUGCCGCCUAUCGUUCCAUGAACGGGAAGGGUCCCGUGUACUUACUUUUCAGUGUCAACGGCAGUGGACACUUCUGUGGAGUUGCAGAGAUGAAAUCUGCUGUGGACUACAACACAUGUGCAGGUGUGUGGUCCCAGGACAAAUGGAAGGGUCGUUUUGACGUCAGAUGGAUUUUUGUGAAGGACGUUCCCAAUAGCCAACUGCGACACAUUCGUCUAGAGAACAACGAGAAUAAACCAGUGACCAACUCUAGGGACACUCAGGAAGUGCCUCUGGAAAAAGCUAAGCAGGUGUUGAAAAUCAUAGCCAGCUACAAGCACACCACUUCCAUUUUUGAUGACUUCUCACACUAUGAGAAACGCCAAGAGGAAGAAGAAAGUGUUAAAAGGAACGUCAAGGCCGUGGGAAAUAAAAAGCGGUUCUGCAUAGACUGCAGCAACGGUUGCGUCUGCUUAUCCUAAGAGGACACGAUGACCUGCAAGAAAAUUAGGACUUUUUUUCUUAAUUUCAUUGACUUCAGAGACAAUUGCAAACUUGCAGUUUAAGUAUUGGAAUUUCACAAAAGACAUAGGACUUAACUGGAAAAUGGGGAAAAAAAAAAAGGAAAAAAGAAAAACCUAAACAAAAAUUCCCUCUAGGUAGUUUAGGUAAAAAAAAAAAAUGUCCCUUUUAUUUUGGCUUUGGUUGUGAUUCAGAGCAUAAUGCUUUGGGUUGGUUUUUUUUUUUUUUUUUUUUUUUUUGUCUUUUUACUAUAUUUUUCGGAUUUUUAAGUCCGUAAGUGCAUACAAUUUUCUCUAAUUUUUAAACCCUUUCCUCCUCCCAUUUUGACAUUUGCACUUGGAGAACACUUGAGUUGCGCAGAUUUUGGGUGUCCACCCCAGAAAGUGGGAAUUUGAUUUUUCCCUUCCGAACUGGAAGAAAAUUUUUAUGAAGAAUUUUUGUCUAGGAAAGUUUAAUAACAGUGUUAGCCAAGGUUGAGUCUGUAAGGGUGGUUCAUUUCUCUGACCCUUUGUUACUCAAAGUAAAGUGCUCGGAGUCCUAAGAAAUGUUCUGUUCUUGUGUAUUAUACUGAUUAAGUCAGGAUUAAUUUGAUUUCAAAGCUAAGAACAGUGGUAAAAACUUGUUUUCAGAAAUGCAUUUUGGAAGAGAAAAUAUUGUAAACAUGUAGUGAAUGUUUCUUCAGUUUCUUGUUCAGCCAAUGAGGAAAGGGCAUUGCCUUUCUUUUUACCAUUAAUCACUUCUCAAUAAACGUGAGAUCCUGUUGAGCAUCA